This is a messenger RNA of Aspergillus fijiensis CBS 313.89, 1933 nucleotides long. Its product is annotated as dTDP-glucose 4,6-dehydratase. The record is from RefSeq and is a predicted model, not a curated record. Gene Ontology annotation, molecular function: dTDP-glucose 4,6-dehydratase activity. The transcript has 2 exons. NCBI's taxonomy places the organism in Eukaryota, Fungi, Ascomycota, Eurotiomycetes, Eurotiales, Aspergillaceae. Gene Ontology annotation, biological process: nucleotide-sugar metabolic process. Bases 321 to 1604 code for a protein of 427 amino acids.
CAGGAAUCCCUUCCUGAGGCUGGAAGCAUACUCAGCAUACUCAGCCCACUCUUAUUUCGUUGCUUGGGAAAACGGCAUCAGAGAUGAAGCCAUUGUUGGUUAUAAAAACAGCCUGGAUUCGGCCCCUACCCUGGCCUUUCUCUUCAUCAUCAUCCAGCAAAACAAGCUAAGGCAAGCAACAAAGCCUCAGUCUCAGAAAAACAAUUCGCCUUCUUCUUCUUCUUCUUUCAGCUUUCACUUUAAGUACAGCCUUCAUUCCUUCAUUCUUCUUGCAAUAUCUUCAACCUUCUACCUUCACUUUACUCCACACAUCAAUCAAAAUGCAGGCCAAGGGAUUGUCUCUGAAGGUCGCUCAGCUCACCCCUCCCGAGAGCCCUCCCCCGGAGACCGUUGAGCUCGUCAAGCAGGCUAUUGCCACUACUUUCGAGCCCUCCACCCACGAGGAGAGCCAGCGGCUCGUCGGUACUACCCGGUUCGCCCCUCGUCGCGACAUCAACAACAUCCUCAUCACCGGUGGUGCCGGCUUCAUCGGCAGCUGGGUCACUCGUCACAUGACCGUCCAGUACCCUGAGUACAACAUCAUCUGCUUCGACCGUCUGGACUAUGUCUCCUCGAUGGCCAACAUCGACUGCCUGGAGUCCUUCCCCAACUUCCACUUCGUCAAGGGCAACUUGACCGACCGUGAAAUCGUGGCCGAGACCCUGUCCAAAUACAACAUCGACUGUGUGAUGCACUUUGCCGCCAACUCCCACGUGCAGAACUCCUUCCUUGACCCUACCAGCUUCACUGUCAACAACGUGGUCGGCACCCAGACUCUCCUGGACUGCGUCCGCGAGCACGGCCGCGUCGCUCGCUUCGUCCAUGUCAGCACAGAUGAGGUCUACGGUGAAACCACCGACGACUUCGUCGACGAGACCACGCAGUUCCUGCCCACCAACCCCUACUCUGCCUCCAAGGCCGCUGCCGAGAUGUACGUCCACGCUUACGCCAAGUCCUUCGGCAUCCCCAUGGUCAUUGUCCGCAGCAACAACGUCUACGGACCUUGCCAGUACCCCGAGAAAAUCAUCCCCCGCUUCUUCAAGCUUCUCUCCAAGAACCAGCCCCUCACCCUCCAGGGCAACGGUCUCCACAAGCGCCGCUACCUGUACGGCGCCGACGCUGCCGACGGGUUCGACACCAUCCUCCACAAGGGUGUCGACGGCGAGGCCUACAACAUCGGCUCGGCCUUCGGUGUGACCAACCUCGAGGUUGCCAUCCGCAUGCUCGAGCUGUUCGGCUUCGACCCCCGCUCCGACUUCAAGGAGCGCCUGGUCUGGAUCCCCGACCGUCCCCACAACGACCUCGACUACCGCGUCGACGGCUCCAAGCUCGAGAGCCUGGGCUGGCGCCAGAACACCCACUUCGAGGAUGGACUCCGCGCCACCGUCGAGUGGUACCGCAAGAACAUCGACGUCUGGUGGGCCGAUGAGCCCAACAAGACCGUCUCCGCCAGCAGCACCAACGCCGCCCACAUCGCCGCCCCGGUCCACCACCACCAGGCCCCGAUCAAGGUCAAGAGCGAGAACGCCCAGGUCACGAUCACUGCGACUGAGAUCACUGCUUAGAGUGCCCAUCUCUCUGAUGGAAAAGAUGGAGGAGAAGUAUACUACUAACCAUGGAAGGAAGGCUUAUAGACUUUUCUUUUUCCCACCCACAGCCUUCCCCAAGAAAUUUGGCCCUGCUAUAGAUUGUUUGCGAUACUCACUGAUUGGCGAUGAUUUUUUUUUCUAUUCUUAUUUUGGUUUGACCUUUGAUUCUUGUUCAUCUUUGACCUGACCUAUUUUGGUCUUACUUGCUUUAUGGUUUCGAUAUUGUUUGCGAUGAUGAUCUGUUUUGACUUUGUGUCUUGGACUUGCCCCCUGCUGAUUCUUUUUACCCCGGGCCUAAUGAUCUC